AUGGUGGAUUCUUGUCGCUGUCACAAUGCGACAAUCCCAUUUGAAGUUCUGUUUCUUCCUAAUCGUUUUUUCCGACAAAAAAUGGGAGAGGAGAUCGACUUUGAAGAAUUUUUAAAAAAAUCGCAGUAUUUUUUCUCACCGCGAGAGAUUUUAGCGGAUAAUAGCUUGAAACACUUAAAAAUAGAGUCUUCACAAUAA
This is a messenger RNA of Caenorhabditis briggsae, 198 nucleotides long. Bases 1 to 198 code for a protein of 65 amino acids. NCBI's taxonomy places the organism in Eukaryota, Metazoa, Nematoda, Chromadorea, Rhabditida, Rhabditidae. The transcript has 3 exons. The record is from RefSeq and is a predicted model, not a curated record.